This is a messenger RNA of Pangasianodon hypophthalmus (striped catfish), 3502 nucleotides long. RefSeq names its product CD63 antigen. Lineage: Eukaryota; Metazoa; Chordata; Actinopteri; Siluriformes; Pangasiidae. The transcript has 9 exons. Gene Ontology annotation, cellular component: membrane. The record is from RefSeq and is a predicted model, not a curated record. The coding region runs from base 277 to 1116 and encodes 279 amino acids.
CGGAGUAGCAGUGUUGUGGAGAGAGUCCAAUCGAAACACAUAUUUCUUGUGGCCAAGAAUGUCCUGGAGAUUUGCUUGACAGUCUAGUGAAGGCUCUCUGGAUUCCAAAUUUGGUCAUUUUCCACCAGUGUAACCAAAACAUUGCGAUGAGGUAUCUUUAAACAACACUGAAUCAACGUAACCUCUGCCAAGAACCACAUUAAAAACACUCGUGGGACCUCUGCUUAUUUAUCAUAAGAGAAGCAGGAACCCAAGUGCCCUUUUCUUCUACUCACAAUGGCUAAAGGAAGCGCCUUCAUGAGACGACUAUGCAUUGUUCUUAAUAUUCUGCUCGGGUUCUUAGGAGUGGUCUUGCUUCUGGUCGGGAUAGUGGCAAGCACUUUUAAGAUUGAACCACUGAUAAGUGGUUAUUACUGGCAAGAUGGGACUCAGAGUGUGCUCUUCAGCAUUGGAUUUGGAUUGGCUACCAUCCUGCUCUCCAUCCUAGGAGUAUAUGGAGCAUACCAGGAGCAUGUCUUAGCUCUCCUUUUGUACAGUAUUUUCAUGACUAUUGAAUUCAUUGCCCUCUUGGCCCUGACAAUCAUAGCCAUACUCGCACAGCCACAGGUAGAGAAGAAAAUUGAAGAGAGUUUUGCAAACAUGACAUCUCUUUAUAAUACUGAUCAAGUUUUCCAUCGUGAGCUCAACAAACUACAACAGGAGGCUGAGUGCUGUGGUCUGAUACAUUACACUGACUGGAGAGAUCAGAUACCUUCUUCAUGUGACUGUCCUCAAAACUACUCAGACAAACAAGCCAGAUGUGCAAAAGUCAUUGUCAAUGCGCAAAAUUAUAGAAGUAGCGAGGUGAACAAAAAUGCUGGCACUGACCCGAUGACAGUUCAGAGUCCAGUGCACUAUGUUCAUAAGAUGAAUUGCAGCCCAAUCUUAAUGAGUCAUGUGAAGAACACGUUGAGAAUACUGUUUGGAAUAGUUUUUACCUUAGCAACCAUUAUGCUGGCUUCUGUGAUUGUGGCCUUGCUCCUGUGGAAUAAUAUCAACACACGGUCGUCAGUCACAGGCAUCUCACACGAUGAUGACAGAAUGAAGUAUGAACUCCAGCCACACAAAAUGGCCUGAUAUGAUUGUCAUCCUUAAUAUAUCUUGGGCCCUCAUCAGGAGAAAGCUGUAUAACCUCAAGAAGAUGUCUUUCUAUAUAUGUUUCCAGUACCGUAUCACUUAUCUGUAGGUUAAUUCAAGCCUCGUGUUCUAUUCGCUAGCUAGCAAUGGAUGCCUCAUAUCUACUGGCUUUAUGACAGUACAGUUGUAAUGUGUAUUUAUUUUUACCAAAUAUGUCUUUUAUGUGCUCACAUGAUUGAAAUCCUCCUAAUAGCAGGCCAAUGUGCAAAUCAGAGAGGAAAGCAAUAAAAUAAAAGGCAAUAAAAGAAAAGGGAUACGCUCUAGAAUAUGAGUUUAACUAUUUAAAAUUGAUUCUGAAGGUUAAUUAGAAACAUAAAGCAAAUUUCAAAUUUUUUAAUUGUUCCAUUUUAAGUCAAAUUGUCAACAAGUCACCUUAUACAGUAGAAUAGAACAUAAAGGUUAAAGAUAACCGGAUAAGGACUUGUUGUCAUUAGUAUUGCUGGUAAAUAAUGUUUUAUUGUUCAGGGCAGCUAGUUUUAUUUCCAUAAUUAGUUCCAUCGUUGUACCUUCUAGCAUAAGAGUAACAUGAGCUUAAUGUUCUAAGCCCUAAAUGUUCGCAAGACUAAUAAUUAUAGAAAGAUUAUUUAACCAGCAAUGAUAACAAGGGGAAAAAAUAAAUUCACCUACAUUUUAAAGGAAACGUUAUUUCAUUAUAAACAAAUAUUUCAUUAUAAACAUUAUAUAUGUUUAUAAUGAAAUAUUUGUGAUGUGUUAGUGAUACAAAGAGUACUUCGCAAAGAGAUGUCAGGCAUGAUGGCUUUGAUGGAGGAUGGCACUAUUAGCAUGAAAAUUGAAGUCUUGUUACCUGAACCAUUUGAGGCAAUUUAUACAAAUGAGGAGAUGAGCGAGCUGAACAGACAGAAGACUAAAGCACUGCUGCACUAGUCUCACUAUCAGUAGACAGUCAAAUGGCAUUGUGGGUAACACAGACAACCGUUAACCAAAGUGAAAAUAGACCAACAUAUCCAUUAAAGAAGUUUUAAUCAAGCCAACUGAGAAUUACAUUCUAAAAUAAAUACUGAACUAUAUUGAAAUCUGGAAUUAAUUAUAAAGUUGGAUAUGCAAGACAUUUAGGGUGUUUUUUUUCUUUAAUAGUCAUAGUCUCCUCAGUCUGCUUAUUAAUAUAGUCUGAUUUAUAUAAUAAUAGCCACAUAAUUUAAUUAAUUCAUUUAUUACAGUACAUUGUCUUUUACAAAAUACAUAUAAAAUACAGCUCAUAAAAAAAAACAUGUUUAUAGACAACAGGAGAAAACCUUUUUUCUGGCACAAAAAGUAGUUAAAUUAUUAUAUCAAUAAAACUAUAACAUAAAUCCUAACAUUUAUUGGACUUGGUCCAUAUAUUCAUUGGCUUAAGGUUUUGCUAAAUAUUCUACUGAUAUUCUUUAAAAUAUUCUUUUAAACUUCUCUAUUUUCUGUCAUUAUUAAUGAUUAAAUAAUAUAUAUUAUAUAGAGGCAUAAAGUACAUUAUUUAUUUAUUUAUUUUCAUCUAUCAGCAAGAGGCUACCUUAUUUAAAUUAAAUUUUAGACUACAGAUUUGGUCAUGUGAAAUGUUCAACAGUUUGAAGAAACUGGUCGAAGGAGAAGAAAUUCUGAGAACUCAAUAUAAUGCUUUAAUUUCCCCAAGUCUGCAUCUUUUCUUUAUCAUAUUUUCGAUCACAAUUUGAAAAUGAUUGUUAAUAACUCAUGGAAAAUGUGCUCAUUCACUAGUAAGUAACAUGUAUGAAGGUCUCUGGUGAACAGAUCUGAAUUAUUUGACCAUUUUGGAUACUUUUACCAAAUAUGGAAAAGUUUGGAAGGAAUGUCAUCUGUGGGAUCAGCUGGACAGGAAAAUAAAGUUUGAUGUUAUUUUGUUUAAAAGUUCAGUUUAAACAGGACAGAUUGUAAAGUAGAAAUAGCCUUUAUGAUUACUAUUACAACGCCUGUGUCCCAAACAGAGUGUUUUUAAAUAAAUGCUACUUUGUACUAUUGAUUUCCUGACACUGUUUAAGAGAUACAUUAGCUACUAUUAAGGGAAAUAAAUAACAACUGCUGUCACUAUUCUAUUUUAAUUACUGACUUUCAGGGAAAAAAUGUUAUUGAUAUUAAACUGUACACACAUAUAUAUAUAUGAAUACUUUUAUAAAGAGUUGAGUUAAACUUUGUGCUUUUUGUCUGGUACUGAAUUCUGUUCAAAUGCAGUGUAAAAGCACCAAAGGGCAUAAUACUGUACAAUUUGUCUAUGUAUCAAAACUUUUUUUUUUUUUUUUUUCAAACAGAGCAUAUGAUAUGAAGUUGCUGAAGUAUAUAAAAAGUAAACCCAUGUGGGUUGUGCUGGUUCAUUAUUCAA